This is a messenger RNA of Mercenaria mercenaria, 12715 nucleotides long. RefSeq names its product C-myc promoter-binding protein-like. Gene Ontology annotation, molecular function: protein binding. Gene Ontology annotation, cellular component: cytoplasmic vesicle. NCBI's taxonomy places the organism in Eukaryota, Metazoa, Mollusca, Bivalvia, Venerida, Veneridae. The coding region runs from base 1339 to 7239 and encodes 1966 amino acids. Gene Ontology annotation, biological process: regulation of Rab protein signal transduction. The record is from RefSeq and is a predicted model, not a curated record. The transcript has 33 exons.
CAGUCUAAGCUGUUGAAUGUGAAGUACACCUAUAUUAAUUUAUUAUUGGGUGUUGAAAUGUGAGAUACACCUUUUUAUAUUCAAAAUAUUUGAUGCAGAUGUCACAAAAGAAUCUGUUUUCUGAAAUGAAUGGUAUUCUUUGUUUUUCGAGGUUGACACCAUUUUUGAUGUGUUCGAUCUUGUUAAAAGUGUGUAAAAACAAAAUACAAUGUACACACAUAUUUGAGUAAAAUAUGUAUCCAUUCUUCACGUGAGGAAGCCAUCCAGCUGGCUUACGGAAGGUCGGUGGUUCUACCCGGGUGCCUGCUCGUGAUGAAAUAGUGCACGGAGGGGCACCUGGGGUCUUCCUCCACCAUUAAAGCUGGAAAGUCGCCAUAUGACCUAAAAUUGUGUCGGUGCGACGUUAAACCCAACAAAAAAAAAAAAAAAAAAAAAAAUAUGUAUCCUGUUUUUUUAGUGUGUACAGGUAAGCACUGCUCAGGUUAAUGCAUUUAUGGCAAAUAUCUAAACAUAUUUACACAAAUAUAUAAAUUAUCUGGAACCUCCAAAGUGUCUGCUUCAGCUGUUUCUCAGUACAAGUUAACUUGAUUCAGAAUUGCAUGUCUUACUAGUCUUGUGAUUGUGGAAAAAUGCUGAUGUUGCCCACUUUAAAUAGCAGUAAUAUCUGAAUGAACAGACAGUGGGUUGGUUAAAUAUUUUAAUGACAUUUUACAAUAUUGAUUUAUACAAGGUCUCAUGGUUACAUAAUACUGCUGACAACAUGCAUAAAGCUUUCCAUUAUUUUAUAAUCUAAUUUGUCUGAAAUGUCAAAAACGAAGAAAUGUAUUUCCCAACAAAGUCAAGAAAAUUACUGUCAAAAGAUUAUCAGGGUGUAGAAAAUUGAAUAUAGAAGAUGAUGAAAUAAAAAAAAAGGAUUUUACAGUAACGAAUUUAUUUGGAAAACCAGACAGAUAAUCUAUGUUUAGGGGUACAGUCAUGAUAUGAAAUUAUCUAGUGGGAAAACCUAAUACACUGAACGAAACUUCCCGAUACGUAUUUUGUGCAGUAUUUUCCAUAUUGUAUUUUUGAAAUUUUCGCACUAGUUUAGAGCAAUAUUUUUUAAAUAACAUAUUAAGAUUUCAGUGAAAUCGAAAAAGAUUGCCAGACAGGGAAGUAGGUGCAGUGAUUGCUAGAAACAUCAUUGUGAAGUGUUUAACUGUGACCUAUGAAGAUGUUUACAAGUGGACUCAAGUGAUGGUGUAAUUACUGCGCGAUUUUCUCUGGAUUGAUUUUCCUCGACAAUUAAUGCAUUAUAAUGACCACUUAAAACAAGACAGAAUUUACAUAAGCGAUCAAUAGAUGGAUGGUCGUCGGGUUGCAGAUUACUUUGUGGUAGCUGGGCUACCGGAGAACCCACAGCCCCUGGAAGAGUUCUCUAAUGAGGCUGCCAUUAAGCCCACAUAUAAACAGGACCCGAUUACAGAUGUAACUGUCAUCAACAAGUCACUAGGCGAGCGAGUCCCACGUGGGUACCAGUGCCUUGACAAGACACCUAAUGAAUAUCCAGCGGAUUUGAAUCAUGGCAGUAUACGUGGAAGUGAAAUGUACAUUUGUUACAGACGGAGUAGGGAUAAACCUCCGCUUACAGAUGUGGGAGUUUUGUACGAGAGUAAGGAGCGUCUGAUGGCUGGCUGUGAGGUUAUACAUACCACAUAUUUUGGUACACCAGCUAAUGUAAACAAUAGUAACAAUGGGAGAACCUAUAUCACAUACAGACGUGCGGCAGAGAACGCCCCUAGUGACAUGCUCGCUGUCGUUGAUCUCUGUAUUAUAAUGGAGAAUAAGGGUGAGAGCCCACCUCAUUCUUAUUGCCAGAUUAGUAAGAAUUUGAACAGAGGCUUGGUUGGCUCUGAUGUUUUCCUUUGCUACAAAAAGGCAAUGACAAAAAUAGAUAUAUUAGCAUACAAACCAGCCAUUUUGGAUCGUUAUCCAAAGGAAGAUUACCCAGAAUUCCCGCUACCAGAGUCAGUAGCAAUGUUCUGUUUACCUAUGGGUGCCUCCAUCGAGUGUUGGUCUGCCAAGGCUCAACAUCCAUAUCCUGUUUUCUCAACAUUUAUUCUGACUGGAAUUGGAUGGAAUAAGGUAUAUGGAGCAGCUAUCACAUUUUACGAGGAAUUUCCUGAAGACAAGCUUACAGACUUGCAGAUGCGACAUCUUGGCUUGAAGAACAAGCACAUCCGAGAACAGUAUCGUAUAAUGAAGACAGUACAUUCCAAUAAAAGUAUCUGUCUGUUAUCACAUUGGCCUUUCUUUGAUGCGUUUAAGAAGUUACUAAGCUAUCUGUACAGGAUAUCUAUCACAGGACCUCAUAUUGUUCCCAUAGAAAGACAUAUAUCUCAUUUUAUGUACGACGUACCCUAUCCAUCACCGCAAAGGCCUAGAAUUUUAGUUCAGUUGAGUCAUGAUUCAAUAUCACUCUCAAUGCCAGAAGAUUCACCUCUACCACAAAGUGGUGCUUCAUUUAUCACAAUGUUGAGGAACCUAGGUCCUGAGAACUGUAUGACGAUACUGCUAUAUGUACUGAAUGAACACAAGAUAUUGAUACAUUCCCUCAGACCAGCUGUCCUGACAAGUGUAGCUGAAGCUGUUUCCACUUUGAUAUUUCCGCUACAGUGGCAGUGCCCUUACAUUCCUCUAUGUCCACUUGGUCUCUCAGACGUGCUCAACGCUCCAACACCAUAUAUUAUUGGUUUAGACUCAAGAUACUUUGACUUAUUUGAUCCUCCGCCAGAUGUGAUAUGUAUAGAUCUAGACACAAUCAGGAUCUGGCCGCCAGAUGAUAAGAAGAAUAUCUCAUACAAACUGCUACCAAAGAAGGCAACCAAAGUUCUGCAGGAGUCUCUACACAAACUGUAUGAUAGACUGAAUCAGGAACUGCCACGACAGGGACAUGAUGAAGUCACGCUGGAUAUAGCACCUAUAGAUCAAGAUUUCAAGAGAAAACAUAAAGAGAUGAUCCUAGAGCUACAGAUUCAGGAGUCAUUCCUGAGGUUCAUGGCUUGUAUAUUGAAAGGUUACAAACAUUACCUGAAGCCAAUAGAGAAUGCUCCUGACCUAGAUACAACUAAUGCUGCCUCACUGUUUGAUAUGGCAGGUUUUUUAAAGAGUCGGGAGAAAGCUAACCACAAGUUUUUCCAGACAUUAUUAAGGACACAGCUGUUUAAUAGAUUCAUAGAGGAGCGGUCAUUUGUCUCGGACAAAGACGAUAGUUUGGCUUUCUUCGACGAGUGUACAGAAAAGGUUGAUGAAACAAAAGAUGAACCAAAAUUAAUUGAGCUGGAUGACUCUUCUAAAAGUGAGAGGACAAUGUUCAUAUUACCACCAGAGCCUGUAGGCUUGCCAGAGGGAAAAACUUACAGUUACAACGGUUUCCCAAACCUGUGUUCAGAUUUAUUCCUAGAGAAGAACAAGCCGGUAAGGUCAUCGUCAAAGAACAAAGGUCAGACCAGUCAACACAGUCCAGUUGCUCGUAGAACGAAGCAGGAGAUCAAGACGGCACAGAAACUGGCCCAGCAAUACAUCACACAACCACCAUUGUGGGCAAAAUGUCUACUCAGUCACUGUUACAGCCUGUGGUUUAUGGUGCUUCCUGCAUACAUUAAGAAAAGCUCAUCUGUUACCAAAGCUCUAUCACUUGCCUAUGAUGUUAUGAAAAACAUGCAGAGGCAGAAACUAAAGCCUCCAGAUGAGUUGUGUUACCGUGUGAUGUUACAGUUGUGUGGACAGUAUAAUCAACCUGUACUUGCAGUAAAAGUUUACUCUGAGAUGAAGCAUGCAGGAGUUCAGCCUAAUGCUAUCACAUAUGGUUAUUAUAAUAAGGCUGUUCUGGAAGGGAAAUGGCCGUCAAGCGUCAGUAAAGGGAGAUUACUGUGGAGAAAAGUGAGAAAUGUGAUCAUAGGAGUGGCCAAAUUCAGGAAAGCCAUCCGGCGACGAAGUUUGUCAGUGUACUCUAACUCUGGAAGUGAAUACGAUCAAAUCAGUCACACUAGCUUUGACAGUUUCCUAGAAGAUGAAAAAGCUGAAAUGAAACACGAGUCAAUAAUGAAACAGGACAGUCAUGCUGGGAAGGCAGAAAGGGGUACAGAGGAGAUUGAAAGUACUGGGGCGGCUUCAGAUCGCGGUUACAACUCUAUGACACAGGAGGAAGCAAAGAACUUUUCUGAACAUAUUAGUGAAGAACACAAGGAAUCUGAAUCUAAACAUAAAACUGACAUUAAAAAUGUGCUGAGGUUUAGUUUUAGAAGGAAACACAGAAAGAAGGAGUCAGAGAUACAGGAGGAAACUGGAGAUGAUGACAGUGCCUUCAAGGGUACAGAUACAAGAUCUAUUGACCAGUUUAGGUCCAGGGUAGGCAGCAUUGUCAAGAAACCUUCCUUGGGUAGUAACGGACAUGUAGAUGCAUUAGCAGUUGGGUCAUCAGCAGGACUUUUGAUGGUCAGUGAGUCACUUGUUAAUGGUUCAUUGUCCAAAAGCAUGGGUCCUUCAAUCACACGAUCUGAAAGUGUACAAGAUGAAAAUAAGAGGAAGCGGCACCGUAGCGCCGGUGAUCAUCUCAACACCAAAACUCGCUCAAACAGCCUCUUCAGUAACUGGAGGCAUCGCCAUUUCAGCGGUGAAGAGAAAGGAAUGAAGUUUUCAGACCUAAUGGCCAAAGAGGAAAGUGAACUUCUUGCUGAAGCUGAGGCUGGAAGCGAGAUGAAAGGCAUCUCAGAGGAAAUAAAAGAUAGUGGUGUUGAUUUGGAUGAAAAUACGGAAGUCAGUAAUUUAGAUGCUGAAAGUGAGGGAAUGUUGUUUGAAAUUGAAGAAAAUAGAUGUGAAGAAGGAAAUGAUGAAAAUUUGAGGGAAGAGAAACGAAAUAGAGUUGGGUUAAGUGAAGAAAAACUUGAAAGUAUUACUGAAGUUAGUAGGAAGGGAAGUUUGAAAUCAGUCACGUCUAGUCCAUUACAUGUUAGUGCCACCCCAGUCACAGAAAAUGAUCCGUUAGGUUUGUUUGUUGAAGAUCAGAACCAAGGAACUAAUUCUAAUAAGGAAAUACUAACACCAAAGAAAUCACCAGAAAAAUUAAGGGAAAAAUUUGUUGAAAGUAGACCAUUCGCCAAUGAAGUGAAAUUGAGAAAAAAUCUUGAAAAAUUAGAUUUGGGUAAGUGCAAUAUUGAUGCAUCAACUAAUAAUGAUGAUAACAGGGUAGAUAAAUCUAGUGGAAUAACUCUGAGUAAAAUUAUGUCACCUGUUGGAAAAGUACAGAAAACUUUGUUUAAAAUAGAGAGAACUAAUAGUUUUCCAGACAACCUUGGAAAUCAUGGAACAAAUGAAAGUGAAAAAAACAAAUCUAAUGCAGAUAAAACUGACCUAGCCUCGCUUGGAAGAUCUAGUACCUCACUGUACGAUCAAAGAACUGAGUCGGCUAAACCAGAGUCAGGGUUUUUCCGAACUCGGAGCUUCCGUCGACACAAAGAAAAUUUCAGUGGUAUGCUCAAAUUUGCCACAGGUGCUGUUGCACAUAAACUUACUGAGAUUAAGAUGUCUAUGACACCAAGUAAAUUGGGGUCAAAUACGUCCCUGACUCCGUCAUAUGAGGAAGUAGACUCGGAGGACGAGACAUAUCGAGAGGCAGCAAGAAAAAGAGGCAGCCUAGAUUUCCUACAUAGAAGUAUUGAUAGACUUGAUACAUCCAGUAUAAAUGGUGUACAAGAGAGCGCACCUCCAAGUCAUCCGUCAUUCAUGGAUCAGAUGGAUCGUCUUUGUGAGGCAGAGCGUCACAGCAUUCAUGUUCAGUUCUGCGACACACAGACCAAAGACGUAGCUAUUGAAGCAGAAAUAAGCAGUUGUUCCCGUUGUGUACGAUGUAGAUGUUUGUUAUAUGAUGAAGAAAUUAUGGCUGGGUGGAGCGCAGAUGAUUCCAAUUUAAAUACAAGCUGCCAGUUCUGUAACACAAAGAUGGUUCCUCACUUACUCAUUUACAUAAAGGAUCAUCGAGGAAAGAAGAAAUCUAAACUGUCGGAUGAUGAGGUAGAUGACAGUCUUAUUCAGUUUGAGGAUAGUCCAGCUCAUAGGCACUCGCCCAUGGAGCAUUCCUACGGAAAAGACUCGAACAUCUGUCCAUCUCCUGAGCCGCUGUUAAUGUUCGGUGAAGAAAUGGAGGACGAUUCUUCUGUGAAAAGUCCAGGGUCAAGCCACGACCCGUGGAUGAGACAGUCCACUCACAUUCCAUCAGAACCAACUGAUAUUCCAUCAGAAAGACCAUCACAUGAAUCCCCAAAUCUGUCAGAAUUAGCUAGGUUAGGUCAUCGGAGAACCGGUAGUGAAUGCCUGACUAGUGCUACAGAAUUUAUGUUUAGUUCCUCUAUAGACUCUUUAGAGAGUUUAACAUUCCGCAACUUGAGGUCUCCACUUAGUAUCUCUAUGGAGUCAGAAUCACUUCCAGAACACUCGUCAGUCUCAACAGAAAACAGGAAAAAUGCUUUUAAUGGUGGUUUCUCAUCCAUGGAACCAAUAUCUGUACCAUACUUGAGUCCACUUGUACUGAGGAAGAACCUUGAAAGUAUCAUCGAGAGUGAGGGUAAUUCUGCCCUUGGUUUGGACACCUUCGUUGAUGAACAUCCGAUUAUAUUUUGGAAUUUGGUAUGGUAUUUUAAGAGAAUAUCAGCAACAAGUCAUUUACCUGGUCUUCUGCUCACAGCAAAAUCCUUCAAUGUUUCAGGGGUAUCAGAUGAUGCAGAGUUUACCAGUGAUAAUGUGUUGAUACAACCAAUGUGGGAUAAUGUACGUCUUCACCAGGAGGUUGGACUUCCCAUGCACAUGGCUUGGAAUAAAUGUCAAAGUUCAACAACGGUCGAUGCACUGCUUACAGAGUCACAGCCAUUCAAUAGAGCGGUGAUGCACCAGAUCAUAACCAAUAUACAGUGUAAUGAUGUACUCAGUCCAAUAAAGAUGGUGAUGAAUGGUAGACGUAGAUUGCGAACCAAACGGAAACGAUUCCGAAGUUUGUACAGAGAAAUUCUUUAUCUGGCGUUUAUUGCCUGCGGACGGGAAAACAUUGACAAUGAUGCAUUUGAUAGAGAGUAUAAGAUGGCGUUUUCUCGUUUAUCACCUGGUGAAUUGAAAAGACUCCAGCGGGACGAUAAACCACGAUCUCCUGCUGUCCAAUGUUGUCGCCGUGUCUUUUUAGAGUUACAGUUAAUAAAAAUUUCGGGUCAGUGACACUGGGAACAGUUAAUGGUUUUACGGAAAUGAUAAAAUGGUGACGUACACUCCCAGGAGCUGUAUACAUAAUGGACAAAGAUGGAUAAUGGUUUGGAAAGUGACCAGUUGUAUUAUAGCUGUACAUUAAUAGCAUUUGAUAUAAGGAAAAUCACUCAGGAGUACAGUUAUUUGUUAUUUAAACAAUCGUGUUAGUGUGCUGUGCCAGGAUAUUUCUAUAUAUAUCUUGUAUAUGAAAAUGCAAUGCUGGGGGGCGAAAUAGAUUGAGGUAUAUUACUAGUGGGCAAGACUUCUUUUUUUUUUUUUUUAAUAUAAUUGGGUACAAGAAAGUUUUAUUGGAAUAUUUAUAACAGAAUAACAGAGAUAUAUUUAUAUUUGACUAGUUGUUUCGUUGGCAUACAUGCUUUGCUUUAAUUUUGCAUGAAUUUGUGUGAGGUAUUUAAGUACUCUAGUAAAUUUAAGAUUGCUUGAGAAAAAGGGUAAUGGAUUGUGGCUGAUGUGAAGCAAGGAUGUGUGAUACAUUAAUUCAUUGGUAUAAAUCCAUUAUUUUAAUGAUCUCAUUUAAUGUAUCUGUGUUAGGAAGUUCCAUGUUCUAGUAUAUAGACUUUGGAUAAUUUGAUUUAGCUUGGUCUUGCUGUCAUUUAUAGUUUCCGUUCAGAUUCUGGCGUAAUUUAGUAAAACUGUAAAAAUUAUAAUAUAAUGUAAAUAAAAUUGAAGUGAUUACAACUAUAGAUUAUAUGAGUGACCUUAAUUAUCAUGAACAAAGAGAGUUUUCGUUUUCUGCAUUUAAGAUUUUGAGAAAGGAGGUGUGAUAGUAGAAAUAGAACAGUGACCCCAGUGUGUGAUGACUGGCUAUUUUGUAGCUAUAAAUUUGUGUUUGCAAUUUGUGUACAUAUUCUGUUUUUAUUCAUGUGUAUAUAUUUAUACAUUAAACAAAUUGUUGUGUUAAAGACUGUAUAUGUGCAAUAUUACUUAACAGUGUUGAAGUAAAUAGCUUGUUUUGAAAAUAGUUCAUUGUGUAGAGAUUUCCAUAUUUUUUGUUAACUACAUAAUUGUAGUUUCUUUGUAGUUCUUGUUAUUUUUAGAAGGAAAAGUAACAAAAACCGUGUAAGAAUUACCUUUGUUUACAAUGUUUAUUGCUCUUACAACCUUACGCUCUUUAACCUUUAGCCUGCUGAGGGCAAGUGAUUCUGCCUUUGCGACCAGUGCAGACCAAGAUCAGCUGGCACGUCCAUGCAGGCUGAUCAUGGCCGCUCUUUUCGCUAUUCACUCAAUAAAUUUUCAAUGAACACCCCUUUAAAUGGGAAGUGGUACUGCCCAAAUUGAAUGGUAGACCAGUCAAUUUUUUUAAUUUAGCAGGGUGAAGGUUAAUAUGCUGACUACUUUACAUUCCAUUACAUAAAAUUCAGUGCUUGUUUAUCGCUAUAUUGUUUUUCAGACAUAGAAGGUUAAGUUUUCAUAGGAAAACUCACUUCAUGUUUCAUCUAUGUUUAAAUUUCACAGCAGAUCAAAUAAGAUUCCUUCUUCAUUAUAUAAAAGACAUCGUCUUCGUUAUAAGGUCGAAAAUCUUUCACUGGGUGAACACCAGAUGCAGUUUUUUUACUUAUUUAAAUAUGAAGGGAUGUAUACAUGGACAGAGGUAUGAAGUUUAACUUUGAUCAGAGUCAGGACAUUUCAUAAGUAUCAGUGUUUGUUGUUGAUGUCCCAGUGUUUUAUACUUGAAAUAGAUCAUCUGCACAUAAUCCCUUGUUAGAUAUCAGCUAAACUCAGCAAAAACAUGACAUAAAUGUUACCGUAACUUAUUGAUUCAAGGUGGAAUGAACUAUUUCUGUACAAUUUCAGUAUGCUUAAAUUGAGCGAUACUUAGGUACCUACGUAUCUAGAGUCUAGAAAAUUUGCAUGGAAAUAACAGAGACACUGAUGUCAAGUUUAUUCAACAGUAUCUAAAUAAACUGUUUAAAUUGUUAAAAGUAAUAUAAACUAAACAUGUAGGUGCAUUUUAGUUCUAUCACAAAUAUAUGACAUCAGGGUUUCAAAAAUCUGCAAAUUUAUUGGUAGCUCAUUGGGCUACCAAAAUUUUAAUCUGGUAGCCCGAACGUUUAAGUGUAUUUGGCAAUGGUCAUUUCGGUUUAUUUACUAUGUGCUUCUAUACUACAUUGGAUGGAAUGAAUAAAUUAUUAGAGUUUCAUCAUUUUAGCCUUACGCACAUUGUUAUAAAUUUUGUUCUCUUAAAUAGCAGUUAUCAUUACUCCUUUUGCUCAUUUUAAAAGAUAAAACUACAUGUUUUUAAACUGAAAUAUUAUCAGGAGUACUCCUGAUAGUUAUUGCAACAUGGCAAUAAAAAAGGAAUGCAAAUCACUUUUUAUAAACUUGCAAAUUCCUUAGAACUUACUAACUUAGAGCUGUAUGAAUUGUAAUUUAUCUCAAAAUUAUUUAAAGUUGAUCCUGUCUGAUUCUAAACAUCUGCCUGGUUUAAUAAACAGACUAGAACUGCGUAUAUAGUGUCUCUGUUUCUUGACACCGUAUAUGAAUUCACUUAUCUGAAUUUAUGUUUGUCCAAAUUUCUGUAUACUUUCUGAUAUUUUGCAAAAUCAUGGUCGAUUUUUUUCAUGUUAGGCAAGUAUUUAAAUUGGAAAGCAUAAACAAUCAGUGUAGGCAACUAAAAUGCCUCAAAAUCAAACAUCUGUUCUGAUCACUCGAUAAAUAUUAAGGUCAGCGAAACCGAAAGUACACUUUGGCAGGUGGCGCUAAAAUGACAUAAUUUUAAGACUGGUUUGCAUAUUGUUUUAAACAAUACCGAUCAGCGUCUUUGAUGUUACUGAAUCAGUCUAAAAUCAAUCUUGCACAUGUUUUUGUAAACAAUUGCCUGCGGGUAUGAUUAAACGGUUAAUUGUUUGCCGAUUGUGACAGUAGGUGUUAAGAUAAGCCUCGGGCAUGUAUUUCUUGAUAAACAAGGGGUUUAUAGACAACCGUUACUAUCAAAAUUAUAUUUGAAGACUAAAUUAUUGAUUUCCGGGCUACUCGAUACGGAGUUUCAAGGUAGCCCGCCGGGCACGCUCUGAAAAAAUUUAGUAGCCCGACAGAAUUUUCUGGUAGCCCCCGGGCUACGGACAUGGGAUUUCUGAAACCCUGGACAUCAUCUAUCCCACAAUCAAUUAAAUACAUUAUUUCAAAUAUUUUGAAUCACUUCAAAAAUAGAAAAGUUACGUCAUAGUUAUCGUGUUGUUUGACUGUAUCAUUGGAGAUUUGACCGUGAUUUCAUCACCCUGACUUCAGACAUCCAUGACAGGGCUCUGUAAAGUAGACUCCAUGCUGCACAUUCAGAUUGAACUUCAGAACUUAAUUUUCACCCCCUCCCCCCACAACCCUUGGUGUUUAAAGAUUUAUUAAUUUGCUAUCACACAUUAAUUCAGUUUUGUUUAGCUUAUUGUAAAAACCUCUGCUACCCUGCUUUGCCUUCAUAUGAAUCAUUUCUUGCCUAUUUUCUAAGUUUUCUUAAUUCUACCCAAAAAAUUUUUUUUAUUAAGUGAGAUGCUAAUAAAUUUCAGCAGAGAGUUGAAUUAAGAAAAUAUUAUAAGCAAUUUUUACUCUUAACACUUCAAAGAGGCAUUGUCAUUAAUUUUAUCAUGUAUGUCGCUAACAUGGUUAACAGAUAAAUGUAAAAAUUAAGAAGCGAUGUAGAUCAUAGACUUCAUACCAAAGAUUAAAAUGAGUUGUUUUACAAUUCAAGAUACUUUGUGUUGUAGCUAGGUACACAAAAUGACAACAGUUAAAGUUAUUUUAUUUAUAUUGUAGCCAGGCACAACAGUUCAAGAGAUUUUGUAAUUGUGUUAUAGCCAGGCACACAAAAUGACAAUAGUUAAGAUAUUUUGUAAUGUGUUGUAGCUAGGCAUACAGAAUGACAACAGUUAUGGUUAUUUUUGUGUGUUGAAGCUAGGAACAAAGAUUGACAAUAGUUAAAGACAUUUUAUAAUGUGAAGCUAGGAACACGGAUUGACAAAUAGUUAAAGACAUUUUAUAAUGUGUUGUUGCUAGGCACACAGAAUGACAAGAUGAAUCUAAUAAUGAUAUCAUAUAUGGCCUAAUGCCAGACUGAGAUUUUCCCAUGUGCACUGUAAAAUUACUCGUAUAUCACCUAGCAUGCAAAAAAAUGUAAUUUUACAGUUUGUUUAUCAAUUUGGUUAUAAAGUUGCAUACUUGCAUAAACUGUCCAUUUGUAUGUGCAGUUAAGGGCAUUAGGUGUUGGGUGAAUUAUUAAAUAGAUUAAUACAUCACAAAAGUGUUCAUUUAAUUACGAGGGCCUAAUAUACAUCACAUGCUCACCAUUGUUUUAUGCUUAGCCAGUUACAUAUAUGGCAGUUGUUUAUUUCCUUUGCUUUUGCUAACAAAUCAUAUUGUAUGUACAUACCAUGUAAUCUUUCUGUAAUGACACGGUAUAUGUUUUAUGAGUUCUGCGAGGACUAAGUGGUGGAAUUUCUACUGGUUAUGGCUGUUAAUCAACAUAUUGUCAGAAAAUAAAAAUUUAUUGAUUUUAUUUUCUAAAGCUGUUCAUUUGAACAUAAGGUGAACCAAACCUUGCACUUAAAUUUGUGCUGAGCCUUGUUAAAAGAAAGAUAUAUGAGCCGUGCCAUGGGAAAACCAACAUAGUGGGUUAGCGACCAGCAUGGAUCCAGACCAGCCUGCGCAUCCGUGCAGUCUGGUCAGGAUCCAUGCUGUUCGCUAACGGUUUCUCCAAUUUCAAUAGGCUUUAAAAGCGAACAGCAUGGAUCCUGACCAGACUGCACGGAUGCGCAGGCUGGUCUGGAUCCAUGCUGGUCGCAAACCCACUAUGUUGGUUUUCCCAAGGCACGGCUCAUAUGUGAAAUACAUGCUCAGCAAGCUUUCAGACUUGUUAAACAAAUACAAUGACAUUGCAGUAACUUGAGUGAUUAUUUCUGUAUAUUAUUCAACAAGCUUGGAUAAUGAGAGACUAUUUUCUAGAUUAUUAAAACUGGAGAUCUGGUGCUAGGAUUUGUCCUUAUAGAAAACAGGGUAUGCCUCCAAUGAACUGAAUAUCCCUUACUGAAAUGGUAAAAUAAUUUUACGUUUAACAUUAAACAAGGAAGAACUAUGUUAACUUCACAUAAUGAUUUGUGUAUUGAGUUGUAUAUCUAAAUAUAGUCUAAUUAUUUUCAUAGAGUUUCUCUCUUACUAGCAAUAACUAAAAAUUAAAUGUAUUUUCAAUUUUUGAUCAUGAAGCAUAUAUGUUAUGUAAUAUUAAAUUUAAAUAGAAGUUUAAAAAUGAAGAUUUCAAAAAUAAUUAUAUUUUUGGCUCUGUACAACAUAUGUAACUUAAUACAUAUGUGUGGCGGAGAUUGUUGACAUGUGUUAGUGGACAGAGUCUGGUAUCAGAUUUUCAACUGUGUGCAGUUAUUAAGGGAAGCUUGUUUCACCAUUAUAUUCUGCUAUGAUAAGAAAUAAAGAUUUUAAAAAUGAA